UAUAGAGUGUAGUCAAAUAGUCAAAUUACAUAGAGUAGAGUAAAAAGUAAAAUACAAAAUAAGUAAAUAUUUCGUCAGAUUUGCGUAAACGUAAUGUAAAAACUUCAAUCAUUAAUCAACGAAACUACCUGACUUGAGACAUUAUUUUGGAAAAGUUUACAAUUAUUUUACAUUUAUUUGCUCCUUGGGUAUAAAUAAAAUUAACAUUACUCCUGUUUUACUUUUUACUAAGUUUCGUAAAUAGACAAUAUUAUGAACGAUAUUCUUAAGCCAGAAUUGAUAUGGAUUGAAGGUAGAUGUUACAGAAUAAAUGACCCUACCGUGGAUGUUGCUUUUCACCAAGAGCAUGAUCUAUACGAAAAUGAUAUGCCCUACCACGAUUUGCAGGAAGGUGAUGUUGACACUGAUUUUGAAGUUCAAAUGAUUGAUUCAGACAGAUAUUGUACAACUUUUCACAUAUCUAAACAUUAUUUAGGUAACAUAAUUGGUAAGAAAGGUGCAAUAAAAAUGCGUAUUCAAAGGGACACCAAAACUGACAUAAAAAUCCCAAGAAUGGGAGAGAACAAAGAUGUUGUUAUUUAUGGUCCAAGUAUUCCAAGUGUAAAAGCUGCAAGACGGAAAAUCAAUAUGAUUGUUACAUCGGCUAGAAUGAAGCAAAAAUCAACACACUUUAUAGCCCUUCCAAUGAAUAAUGCUGAAAUAGUGAAGAAUUUUGAAAACUUUAAGGAAUUGGUGUUGCAAAAUUGUCAAGGUAGAGGAUUGGAUGAGUCUAUAUUUAUAAGAGCUAGUAAGUUACAUAUCACUGUAGGUGUAAUGUGUUUGAUGGAUAACGAAGAAAGGCUGCUUGCAUCAAAAUACUUAGCAGAAGUUAAAGAUCAUAUUAUGCCCAUAAUACAAAGUCACUUGCCACUUAAGUUACGAUUAAAAGGAUUGUCGUAUAUGAAUGAUGAUCCAAAGGAAAUGGAUGUAUUGUAUGGCUCUGUUCAAGAAGAUAAUGCCCCUAAAGGCGUUUUACAGGAUAUGAUCGAUGCUAUAGCUCAGUUCUUUAUAAAAAAGGGACUUAUGGCAAAUCAGUUUGGGCGCGAUAAUGUUAAAAUACAUGUUACUCUUUUAAACUCUAAAUAUCGAGAGAAAACAAUGGAAAAUGACAGUCCUACAAAACAAAGAAGGGAAAGUUUCGACGGAUCUGAAAUUUUGGAUAAAUUUAAUGAUUAUGACUUUGGUGUUAUGGAAAUUAAUAAUAUUCAUUUAUCCCAAAGAAAAUCUUUAGCGCCGGAUGGCUUCUAUCAACCGACUUGCGUCAUUAGUUUAUAACUGAAACUAAAUAAAUAAACUGAAACUAAUAAUUUCUCUUCUGUAUUUUGUCUUUUCCUGUUAAAUACAUUGCCUGAUAUUUAGGAAUAUUUCUUAUUAUAGAAUGUCUUCGACAAUGAUGCGCGAUCGAACUCUUCAAUUUUGUAUACUUUCUGUUUAUUUGUUAAACUAUUAAGGUGUUUUUAUAAAAAUAUAUAAUAAUUAAAUCUUGUUUACAUUUUUU
Molecule: messenger RNA, 1537 nt
Organism: Pieris rapae (cabbage white)
Lineage: Eukaryota; Metazoa; Arthropoda; Insecta; Lepidoptera; Pieridae
Product: activating signal cointegrator 1 complex subunit 1
Exons: 7
Coding region: 253-1314 (353 amino acids)
Biological process (GO): DNA alkylation repair; regulation of DNA-templated transcription
Cellular component (GO): nucleus
Molecular function (GO): RNA binding
Source: RefSeq, a predicted model, not a curated record